This is a messenger RNA of Histoplasma capsulatum G186AR, 357 nucleotides long. RefSeq lists its product as uncharacterized. NCBI's taxonomy places the organism in Eukaryota, Fungi, Ascomycota, Eurotiomycetes, Onygenales, Ajellomycetaceae. The transcript is spliced from 2 exons. The coding region runs from base 1 to 357 and encodes 118 amino acids. The record is from RefSeq and is a predicted model, not a curated record.
AUGGCUGAUAUCAUUUUCAUCAUCUCUGCACUAUCUAAUUCUGAUGCUGAUGCUGCUAAUUCCACCACUCUCACUUCUUCUUCUUUCAUUUCUUUCAAUUCUGACACUGAUGCUGUUAAUUCUGCCACUCUCAUCUCUUCUUCUUCUGUUUCUUCUACUUUCAUCUUCUUCAUGGCAUAUCUUUUUCCACCUCAUGAAGGAUUCAACAAUGACUCUAUAUCUAUAUAUCAUCAAAAUGAGAAUGAUGAUGCUGAUACUGAUGAUGAUGAUGAUGAUGCUGCUGUUGAUGAUGUUGUUGAUGAAGAUGAGGCUAUAAAUCAUCAAGAAUCAUCUUCAGCUUGUCAAAGCAAUUGUUGA